AUGGCAAAGAUCAAGUCACGGAUGAGUACAGCCACCACAAGACCAAUCGAUACUAAAGCCAGAAACUUGAUAGAAAAGACUACUUUGGCAGGUGCCUUACUUCUCUUUUUAGAACUUGUCAUCAUCCUACUGAGUAUGAGACCAAACGAAGCAUACAUAGUUCCCAACACAACCAAUAUAAUCAAGAAUCCAAUUGUAAAAUAUCUAUCAGCAUGUGUCGGUGAAUAA
Messenger RNA from Cavenderia fasciculata, 228 nucleotides. RefSeq lists its product as uncharacterized. Bases 1 to 228 code for a protein of 75 amino acids. NCBI's taxonomy places the organism in Eukaryota, Evosea, Eumycetozoa, Acytosteliales, Cavenderiaceae. The transcript has a single exon. The record is from RefSeq and is a predicted model, not a curated record.